Messenger RNA from Solea solea (common sole), 1454 nucleotides. RefSeq names its product peptide YY-like. Gene Ontology annotation, molecular function: neuropeptide hormone activity; neuropeptide Y receptor binding. Bases 100 to 411 code for a protein of 103 amino acids. The transcript is spliced from 4 exons. The record is from RefSeq and is a predicted model, not a curated record. Gene Ontology annotation, cellular component: extracellular region. Lineage: Eukaryota; Metazoa; Chordata; Actinopteri; Pleuronectiformes; Soleidae. Gene Ontology annotation, biological process: neuropeptide signaling pathway; feeding behavior.
GCGGGAAAACCAACAGCAGCAGUGUCAACUGUCACGUUGCGGUGUAAGCCAAAUUUUCUUGACAGUUUUUCAGUGAAAAUCCUCAUUUUUUUGAUUGACAUGAUCCAGGAAUCGCUCAGAACAGGGAUGUUGCUGGGUAUACUGGCUCUCUGCCUGAUGGCUUGUAUCCACUCUGGCACAAACGCAUAUCCAGCCAAGCCUGCCAGUCCCCGGGAAGGGGCACCACCUGAGGACCUUGACAAGUAUUAUUCUGCACUAAGACACUACAUCAAUCUCAUUACAAGACAGAGGUAUGGGAAAAGAGACACUCCAGACACUGUGUUUUCAGAUGUGAUGGUGAGGGAAAGCACAGAGAACAUUCCAGGAUUUAACUAUGUCAGUUACAGAUAUAAUGAGCUGCCAUUGUGGUGAUCCUGCUGGAGCUGUCAUACUGAGGCCGACUGCUACAAAGAUCCUGCCUGUCUCUUACGGACAUGAAAUUAACUUGUGCUGCAUGGAAUAAACCUUGCAUAAUCGUAUUAGUGUGGUGUGUAAUGUUGCCAGUGCUGCAAUUGAACUCAUUUGGGUCUUGCAGGACUAACUAAAUUAGAUAGUGUAGUUUCUUUAGUGUUGCUCUGUUGAACAAGGUCUUGUGUCGGUCACUUGAUGACUAACAGUGCUCUCUACUGGUGCACUGGCAUCUUCACCCGCAAUACAUCACGUCUCAUGUUUGCUGCUGAUAUUUCAUUGAGGUGGGGUAAAAUGUGUCCUGGAUAAAUUAGAAGCAAAUCACAACAUAACACUGAAUAUUUGGUCAACUCACAUGGUUCAAUUUACCAUAACUACUGAGGAAGAUUCAUUUCAGCUGAACCACUAGGUGAGGUGAUCAGAGUAUAACUUCAAAGCUUCAAUUUGUCCCACUAAUUAAUGUGUUGUAUAUGUGGUGGGUGUAGCCCACAAUUCCUUAUAUACUGUAUGUUUGUUUGACUUGGGGGCAGAAACAUGUGGUUGCAGAUGUUUUGCCUAAAUGUGCUUUUAUUGUGCCGGGACACUCUUGCAAAAGAGAUUUUUAGUUUUAAUGACUUGUAUUCCUAGUUAUAUAAAGGUUAAAAAAAAAAGUUAAACAGUUUGUCAUAAGCAGUAGAGUAUUUUGUUUUUAUUCUCCACUGACAGUGAAUAUUGACAGACAUUCAAUAAAGCAUUUUAACCCAACAACCCUGGUGACUGGUCAAAUUUAUACAUAAAUAUAUUUUAUAUAAGACGCUCAUGUGGAGGAUAAAGCGGUAGAAAAUGGAUAGAUGGAUCAUUUACAUAAACAUAUACAGUAUCUUCACUGGUUCAAUUAUUAAAAGUAACAUUCAUAGUUGUAGAGAUUGUGGCAUAAAUACUAAGUAUUAUCUUAUUUAGUGUUAGUGGUCCCUUAUAAUAUACAGUAUGUGUUGAUGUUUUUAUGAUACAGAUGGUCUUGUAUGUUG